UAUUAAUUCUACUUUUGUCCUUCCAUAAAAAUAGCUCUGCAGCUCUGCUCAAAGACUCUGAUAACGUAAAUACUGUUUUUCCUUUGAUAAUAGAAGGAAUAUGGUCAGUGUGGUUAGUUGUGUGAAGCAGAACAAUCAACGUAUUUUAUCAUUGCUUCUGGAUGUCCCAGGCAGUGUACCAAAAAAUGAAUUGAAAGAAGCUUUACUUUUGUCUUCAGAGAAAGGCUACAUAGAAUGCACAAACUCUCUGAUCAAAGCCGGUGCUGAUAUUGACUGCCAAAAUAGUUCUGGAGAAACACCAUUGAUCUUGGCUACAAAAGAAAAUAAACCAGACAUUAUAAAAGCUUUAAUUGAAGCAAAAUGUGACUGCUAUAUGACAGCUAAGAGUGGAAAUGCUGCCAUCCAUAUUGCUGCACAGAAGGACUUGUUACAAUGUUUCCAAAUCCUCUUGGACAAUGGUGUUGAUAUCAAUACUAGAGAUCCUGGACAAAAUACACCUCUUAUUAUUUCAAUUAUUAAAAAGAAGUAUUUGAUUUUAGAGGAAGUUCUAUCUCGGCCAGACUGUGAUGUGAAUGCAACUGAUUGUUAUGGAUGGACAGCUCUUCAUCAUGCAGCACAUAAAGCAACUGGGGUGAAACAACUACUGAAAGCAGGAGCAAAUCCUAAUGUGUACAAUGACAGUGGUAACACACCUCUUAUGCUGGCAGCAAUAGAAGGGUUCUCAAAAGUUAUCCAUCUUCUAACAAAAGCUAAUUGUGAUGUUAAUAUGAAAGACAGCUCUUCGGCUCAGAAAACAGCUAUGCACAUCAUAGCUUUGAAAGGUCACUCUGAAUGCAUUGAAGACAUGUUAGAGGCUGGGCUGGAUUUGAAUAUUUUAGACAAUGAAUAUCGAACACCUCUGUGGUAUGCUUUACACAGUGGACGAUUUGAAGCUGUUGAAUCAUUAUUGAAGUAUACAAGUCAUGUUGCUUCUUUUAAUUGUCCCGCUCACGCUCCAGAAACAUCUUGCCCUGUAAAGCUUGCAUUUUUAAAAGGGGCUAAAAAAGUCAUUAAACAGUUCAUACUGAUUGGUUUUGAUAAAGAUCAUAUUCGAUAUUAUAUACAGAAUUCUGAUGAUGUUACUGCUGACUGGACGACUGUAGACCAAAAUGACUGGUUUUCUUUUAUUCAGCAGCCACUGACACUUCUGCAAAUUAGCAGAAUAUGGAUACGCCAUUAUCUGGGAAGAUUAUUUUACCUUAAUGUUUCAAAGCUCCCUUUGCCAAAAUCUUUCCAAGAUUUCCUACUUUUCUCUGACUUCAAAAAUAUUUGAAGUCUGUAUUAAUUUAAUUUUGUGGUAACCACAAGUUUUCUUUUAUGUAACAUGUUUUAAAUAAAUUAUUUUUUAUGCAGCUUUUA
Molecule: messenger RNA, 1398 nt
Organism: Octopus sinensis (East Asian common octopus)
Lineage: Eukaryota; Metazoa; Mollusca; Cephalopoda; Octopoda; Octopodidae
Product: ankyrin repeat and SOCS box protein 3
Exons: 4
Coding region: 101-1312 (403 amino acids)
Molecular function (GO): protein binding
Source: RefSeq, a predicted model, not a curated record